Messenger RNA from Pelagomonas calceolata, 3058 nucleotides. The record is from the annotation of a GenBank genome assembly. NCBI's taxonomy places the organism in Eukaryota, Pelagophyceae, Pelagomonadales, Pelagomonadaceae.
GCGUAAGACAGCUGCAAUUGACGUAGACUCGCAAGGCAGGACUGCACGGAAGCUUGUGAAGCGAUAGAAAUCGUCAAUUUGCUGCGUGUCAACGAUCUCAAGCGACAGCGGGUUGCCCCGGCGCCUCCUUGCUCAGUACUAAGGCCUGGGGCAAUGAAAAGAAUAUGGCUGUUUGCCGGCGCGGUGGCGGCCGCGCUGACCCCGCCGUUACCGCAGGGUGCACGGACCACCCGCAUGCAGGCGCAGAACACAAAACAGGACGACCCGCGCCGCCGCAAGACGCCCGAGCUCUUCGACGAGGUGAAGGGCCCCGGUAUAACCUUGAGGCAAAAACCGGAGGUCAUGGCGCCCGCCGGCGGCUGGCCGCAGCUCAAAGCAGCCGUACAUAACGGCGCCGACGCCGUCUAUUUUGGUUUAUCGACGUUCUCCGCGCGGGCCCGGGCCACGAACUUCGAUCCGGGUGCGGAGUUGGACGAGGUCAUCGCGUACUUACGCGAAAAUGAAGUGAAGGGUUAUGUGGCGUUAAACACGCUCGCCUUCGACAAGGAGCUCGACGAGAUCGAGCGCUUACUAAGGAGGUGCUCCGAGGCUGGGGUGGAUGCCGUGAUUGUGCAGGACGUGGGCGUCAUGGCGCUGGCGCGAGAAGUUGCGCCCGAAUUACCUAUUCACGCGUCGACGCAGCAAUCCAUCUCGUCGGCGGACGGCGCCGAGUUCGCGCGGGAGCGGGGUGCUACGAGGGUCGUUGUCGGAAGGGAGCUGUCUACCCAAGAAAUCGCUUCUGUCGCGAGAGGGACGUCCGCGGAAGUGGAAGCGUUUGUCCACGGUGCGUUAUGCAUCUCCUGGAGCGGCCAGUGCCUCAGCAGCGAAGCCUGGGGCGGCCGCAGCGCGAACCGGGGCCAGUGCGCCCAGGCCUGUAGACUGCCCUAUGCGGUGGUCGUCGACGGUUCUAGGGAGGAGGGCCUCCAGUACGCGCUGUCGCCGGGCGACCUGUGCGGCCUCGACGACGUCCCCGCACUAAUUCAAGCGGGAGUCAGCUGUUUUAAGAUCGAAGGUAGGUUGAAGGACGAGCGCUACGUCGCGGCCACCACCAGAGCUUAUAGGGAGGCUAUUGAUGCGGUCUGGGACCAUUCCACAGAAGAUGAAACUGUGACCAGAAGUGACUUGAGGCAGGUCUUCGCGCGCGGGCAAGACAGUGAGAGAGAUGGCCUCACGCCCGGGUUUUUGAGAGGGCCCAAGCACCAAUCCCUCGUCGUCGGCAACGCGCCGCGGCACCGGGGCGUGCUAGCUGGGAGGGUCGUGGAGGUCUACCCGAAAAAACAGGGCUUGGAAUUGGUGGUGGAGCCCUCCGCAGCCAUAGAGUUGAACCCUGUGUGGAAAUCAAAUGUCGGAACGUAACUCACUGGUUGAUGUCCACACAGGCUGAAGCGGGGCGACGGCGUCGUCAUCGACUGCGGGCCGGACCACGCGCAGGACGAAGUGGGCGGUGCGUUGUACGACGUCGCUCCACUCAAUGACGGUCUUGUGAGAUUGACCUUCGGCCGGGAUGUAGCAUCGAAGCCCUGGUUGUCUGAAGGUGCUUUGCUCUGGCGCACGUCCGACAGUACCGUAGAUGCCAAGCUCAAGAGACUAGCAUCAUCAUCUUCAGUGAAGCGUACUUCCGUGGACGUGGCCGUCUCCGUACGCGACGGUCUGCUCACCGUGCAACUGACGGACGGCCAGCACUCCGUAGUAGAAGAUUUAGUAGUCGAGCCGCCGGCGACGCAGCCUCUGACCUCUGCCACGAUUGUGAAGGCGGUCGGGAGUCUGGGGGACACGCCCUGGCGCCUUGGUGGUGUGUCGGUCGAUAUUCAAGGAGACUGGUGGUGCUAUGCGGGCGACAUAAAACAGGCUAGGCGGCGGGCCGUCGAGUCACUGAAAAAGUUGCGGGCUCCACAACAACGGAGCGCGUCCCAGAACUACGGCGCCGCGCGGCAGAAGCGCAACGAAGCUGGUGCUGAUGGUGGCUUGAACGAUGAAGAUUUACUUGAGGUCGAGGCGGUGACGCCGCGCGUCUCCGUCCUGGUACGGGACCCGGAACAAGUCAUUGCGGUCUGCGCCUUCGCUUCUCACUCAGAUCUGGUCGACGAGGUCGUCCUCGACUUCCUGGAAAUGACGAACUAUCAGGCGUCCAUCGACGUCGUGAGAGAAAGCGGUCUGCGCGCGGUCGUCGCCGCGCCACGCAUUACUUUACCAGGCGAGCGCGGUCUGGACGGCUUGAUCGCCCUAAAGCCGGACGCUUUAUUAGCUAGGUCGCCCGGGCAACUCCAAAGCUUAAAUAGGGGGCACGGCGGCGUGGAGAUCCGAGGCGACUUUUCAUUGAACGCUGCGAACGCGGUGUCCUUCGCUGCGUACGCGGACGAAGGUCUUGAGAGACUAACCCCAGCACACGACCUGUCUGGUUCGGCUAUAGCGUCUCUCGCGCGAAACUUGUCGCCGCAACGACGCAUGAAGCUGGAGCCGGUGCUCCACCAACAUUUACCGAUCUUCCACUCGUCUCAUUGUCUAUAUGCGCGAUAUCUGUCGAAGGGUAAUUCGUAUGCGGACUGCGGCCACGUCUGCGAGCGGCACAAGAUCCAUCUACAGGACGAAAACGGCCAGGACCAUCUGGUGCUCGCGGACCUGGGCUGCCGGAACACGGUCUUCAAUGCCCAAGCACAAAGUGGCGCGGAUACGUUGGCUGACUGGCUCGAGGAAGGCAUUGCUCGGUAUAGGAUCGAGUUCGUCGAUGAGAAUGGAGAGAGUGUGCGGAACGUGCUCGGGGCCUACUCUGACUUGUUUGCCGCGAGAGGUCGAGCACCGGAGCCGCUCUGGAGCCUGUUGUCCGGCGUCGAGGAUUCCAAUGGAAACGCGCAAGGGGCGUCCGUCGGUUCGCUGCGAAGCGAGAAGGAGCGCAAGGCGGGGAAAGGUAGGAAAACGACGGGCCAGCGGCGCUCUCACAAGGUCGUCGUGCGGCGGGGGAAUGACGCGACGCCUCGCCGGAAAAAGGCGAAGACUCGCUAAAAAUGUUUCGUGUGUGUUU